CUGAUUCCUCACUCGCGUGGCUCCACUGGUUCCACCCAAACACCUCCCUUCUGGAGAGUGCAAUGGUGCAUGCGGUUCCCGCGGUCACGUGACGCCGUGACGCUCGCUGGAGGUGCUCCACCGCGAUGAACCCUGCUGCCUGGCAUGGCCAACGACCAAGUCAGAUGCCGAUGCCAGUGAGGGUGUCUCACUUUCCUCAGGUACCGCAGUCGACUUCGGCUGUCACACACUACCGUGUUGUGAGACCUGCUGCUUACCCGGUGCGAACGGCGGCUCCAGCGCAUGCCUCGCCGCCCACGCGGCUCUGGCGCAUGCUGCGCGUCGGGGCUGCAGCAGUGCAGGUCAUGGAGGAGCCGUCGAUGCAAUCCAAGCGCUUGCCUUGGGUGGUGCAGCAGCCAGGAGACGUUGUUCUGACUUCAGGCCGCACACACGGUGACUGGGUUGAGCUUCUCUUUGCCCACCUCCGAAAAGGUUGGGCUCCGUUAAGUUCCUUUGUACCACACGGCCUGGGCGGCUACCAUGGCGAUGGCUUGUAUGACGGUGCCAACAGGGCGAUCCGGCAGCAUCAAAGCGAGAUGCAGCACAUCCACCUAGAACCCAACCUGCCGGAGCCUGCCUUGCGCGCGCCUUCCAAGAGCUUCCACCUGCAGAAGGAGGCUUGGCAGGCGUACGUGUGGCUGCCCGAGCUUGCCUCUCCUGGCCCUUUGCCUUUGCUUGUGGCCUUUCAUGGCUCGAGGCCCAUGGACUGGGAUUUCCUGUCCUUCGCAGAACGGUGGCAGAAGGAUGCAUCAGCAUAUCAGAUUGCCGUCCUUGUGCCGGAAUCGGUGGGUCCCACCUGGGAUUACCUGCUCACCUGCCAACGCCGGGACAUGGAUUUUAUUGAGUAUGCCAUCAAUCAAACCAGAUGCCAAGUGUCCAUCGAUGACCAGCAGAUCGCCAUCAUGGGCAUGUCGGACGGCGCUUCCCUGGCCAUGUCGAUGGCGCUUCGAAACCCGGGCAUCUUUCGGACGGCGCUCGUCCAAGCGACGGGCUUCUUCCAUGACACCGCACCGGACACCUUGAAGCCUCGGGUCUACAUGGAGUACGGCACAGAGGACAAGCUCUUUGGCCCCGACACAGUGGCACGGCCUACCAGAGACCGCUUGCGGGACUUGGGGCGGCUUGGAGAUCGCAAUCGGUUUUUUGUUAGUGCUUUCAAGUGGUGUGAAAGCCUUUGUUGAUAUAUAUAUAAUUAUAGGUGAUUUGAGCCAUGCGAUUUAAAAAAGCGAAGUCGCCCAAAUCGAAUCGCAGGUGCCCCGUGGAGUUUGCCAUGAUUGAUGGCGCAGGACACAUGGUUCAGGAGGAGUUCUUUGGUGCUGCCCUGGACUUUUGGCUUGGGGGUCCAGUCGCCAACACUGAGAAGUUCAAGAAGUGACCCGCCAGCAGGUCGUCAGCAGGUAGUCAUCCCAGUGAGUCAGCAUGAAUGGGGCUCAUCCGGA
Messenger RNA from Durusdinium trenchii, 1478 nucleotides. The record is from the annotation of a GenBank genome assembly. NCBI's taxonomy places the organism in Eukaryota, Dinophyceae, Suessiales, Symbiodiniaceae.